Messenger RNA from Orbicella faveolata, 2891 nucleotides. Its product is annotated as prestin-like. Lineage: Eukaryota; Metazoa; Cnidaria; Anthozoa; Scleractinia; Merulinidae. The record is from RefSeq and is a predicted model, not a curated record. Gene Ontology annotation, biological process: transmembrane transport. Gene Ontology annotation, cellular component: membrane.
UGGUACAGUCGCGCAAAUCGUCGAGUAACGAGCAACAAUUCGAGCAACAUGGGUUUUUAUAUGUUCGGUCAAGUUAUCGCAAAAUUUACUGCUGAGAGUCACGAGACAAAAUCGAAGAAAAGAAUGUAAACAAAGAAGAGAUAUGGAGGAAUCAUGUCAGGACUGAAGUAUUGUUGUUGUCGUUGUUGUCGAGCAUUGUGGUACAAAAGUUUAGUUUAUAGUUUAAAGUUUGCGGCCGUUCGCGCGCUUCGCUUAUAAAACGCUUCGAUAAAGAAAGAAAGAAAGUAAUCAAGUCCAUUGACGGAUUUCAGGAGGUAUCACCAUGAGCGAUUUAGAACUAUCAGAAAUCCAGGCUGCAAGAAACCGCCGACGCAGAAGACGGUACCGGAUAAACCUGUCUCGCCAUGUCUACAACGAGCAAGAGUUCACGGAGUCGUUUAUCAAGCGAGAUGAAUACGUGUCCAGUUCUGAGUUUGAACCUUCGUCGCUCGCUAAGACAUUCAAGCGGCAUUUCUUCCCAACUAGAUGCACAUGUAAAGAUGUAUUGCAAUCUUGGUUCCCCAUUGUGGAAUGGCUACCUGCUUACGAUGUCCGGCGUGACUUGGCACACGAUGUUGCCGGAGGGUUAACAGUGGCCAUCAUGCAUAUUCCUCAAGGUCUGGCAUAUGCAAUGCUGGCAUCAUUGCCUGCUGUUACAGGACUGUAUACUGCUUUUGUGCCAAUCCUUGUUUACAUGGCAAUGGGAACAUCCAGGCACUUAUCACUAGGAACCUUUGCAGUAGUUUGCCUCAUGGUUGGCCAUGUUGUAGAGAGAGAAGUAGAAAGAACUAUCUCCCCAACUUCUUCUGCACUGAGUCCCACUGAUCAACCACCUGGAAGUUCGGCGGGUGAGACCCUGCGGAUGUCAAUAUAUAAACAGGAGUCAAAUGGCAGUUUUCCAAGCAAGCAGGAGUUGUUGGAUGAAAAGAAAUUGGAAGUGGCCGUGGCACUUUCAAUGCUUGUUGGUCUUUUUCAGUUUCUGAUGGGCCUUCUGAAGCUUGGUUUUGUGGCUGUGUACUUAUCAGAUCCAAUCAUCAGCGGUUUUACAACUGGUGCUGCAAUUUUAGUCUUCACCAGCCAAGUCAAACACAUCCUUGGUUUGAAUGUUCCGCGAUAUGCAGGAGCUUUUGCUGUAGUCAAGACUUACUUAUAUAUUUUUAAGAAUAUAACUGUAUCUGUCCCUGGAGCAAUCAUCACUGGAGCUGUCUGUAUCCUUCUUCUGAUUGCACUCAAAUUUGUUAGUGAGAAGCUGAAGCACAGAAUGAAAUUUCCUUUACCCGCAGAGUUAAUAGUUGUUGUUCUAGGAACAGUGGUGUCAUAUUUUGUUGGCUUAAAUGAAAAAUUCCAAGUGGCAGUUCUAGGUGACAUUCCUAAAGGGUUGCGUGUACCAUCUGCUCCAUCUUUUUUGCUGAUGGGAAGCAUGGUUCCAGAUGCGCUGGUGAUUGCUGUUGUCAUAUUUGCAACUAAUGUCUCUUUGGCCAAAACAUUUGCAACAAGGAACAAUUAUGUCAUUGAUUCAAAUCAGGAGCUUAUUGCCUGUGGAUCAGCAAACAUCUUUGGGUCAUUCUUUUCUUGUUUUCCUGUGAGUGGCUCACUCUCUAGAUCUGUAAUUCAGGAAAGUAUUGCAAGAACACAGCUCUGUAGCAUACCUGUUGUUUUAAUUAUUAUCCUGGUGCUGUUGUUUAUUGCUCCACUUUUCUUCCAUCUGCCCAAGGCAAUACUAGCUGCCGUGGUUGUAGUUGCCCUUAAAGGUUUGCUCCUUCAGUUUAGCAGACUGGUACAACUCUGGAGGAUUUGUAAACCUGAUGCUGUUGUUUGGUUUGCGACUUGGUUGGGAGUGGUAUUGCUUGGUAUUGACAUCGGUCUUGGAGUUGGUGUGGUGAUGGCCCUCGUGGUUGUGAUUUGGAAGUCAUCAAGACCACCAGCAGAACUUCUUGGUCAAAUUCCCAAUACAGGGAUUUAUAGAGACCUUCAAAGGAUACCCUCAGCAAAACCAAUUCCUGGAGUGAAGAUUUUUCGAUUUCAGUCUGCCAUGUUUUAUGCCAACGCAGAAUACUUCCGCCGCACUUUGAUAGAAAUGACCGGGGUUGAUCCACAAAAUCCAAACAAGCACAGCAGUAGUAUUGGUGAUUCAGUUUAUUACCACAGCAGUGGUAACAUGGAGGAUACUGGGAGCACUACAAUAAAAUUUCCAAGAAGUGCCUAUGUCCAGGUCAACAGAUCUAUGGAGAAUGGGGAUGUAGAGGUUUCCUUAAGUGAUCUUGGAAACUCUGAUGGUGCAUCUGGGGAGCAGGAUUCUGUGCCUGUUCAUGCCAUCAUUGUUGAUGCCAGUACAUUUAACUUUAUUGAUACUCAAGGUGUGAACACCUUAUUGCAGCUUGGUUUAGAAUAUGAAAAAAUUGGAGUAAAAUUCUACUUGGCACACUGCCGAUACUACAUACGAGAAAUGCUGGAGAAAGCCGGCUUUACAGCAAGAAUAGGAACUGAGCAUCUAUUUGUGUCUGUACAUGAUGCAGUGACACAUGCUGUUGGAAUUCACUCUGAUAAUGCAUCUCAUUCUUCUCCUAUGAUGAGUGAUACUGAAUCAGCAGCUAACAUGACAUUAGAGGCUGGAACCUCUAACGCACAGAUGGAGGACUAGAACCCACAUAAAGAAUAUUUGAGACGAGAUACAGAAUAAAUGUUCUGCAUCUAAAUAUGAACACCUGUGUAUAAGACAAUGUCCAGCUUUGUAUUUGUGAUGGAAUUGCAAUAUAGCACAAUAAUUCAAAAGCUCUACUGGUUAUUAGUAUUAGUAUUGGUUAUUAGUAUUAGUUAGUAUUAUUAUAUGGCUGUGUCUCACAAGGACUGGG